CUGAGAUGCACAGAGCGGAGCGCUAGACGACGGCAGGUAUCACCAACACGGUCAUCACAAGAAACAGCACAAUAAACACCAGUAUUAGGCGACUCGCUCUCCACUGCCUGCUGUCAGACGCAAGGAUGCACUUCGCUCCACCCGUCAGCAGAAACAGGAUCAUAUCCACCUUCCCCAAGUGUUAUAAUCCACAAGCCUGUCUGCAGAUGAAGGAGGACUGGAGCUCUAAAGCUAAACUGGCUUGCCGUGAUCGCUCCACCAGGCAGCAGGGACUGGACAGAUUGAAGAUGUCAAAAGCAGUAGUAGUAGGAGACCUAAACGUAGGGAAGACAUGCUUAAUUAACAGAUUCUGCAAAGAUGUUUUUAACAGGGACUACAAGGCCACCAUUGGAGUUGACUUUGAAAUUGAGAGAUUUGAACUCUCUGGGCUUCCGUACUCCCUGCAAAUCUGGGACACGGCUGGCCAAGAGAAAUUCAAAUGCAUUGCUUCUGCUUACUACAGAGGAGCCCAGGUGAUCAUCACUGUCUUUGACAUGGCAGACAUUAAGACCCUGGAGCACACACGGCAGUGGCUGAUGGAAGCUCUGGGAGAGAAUGAACCAAAUACCUGCUUUAUGUUCUUGGUUGGUACCAAGAGAGACCUCUUGUCUGCAGAAGAAUGCCAGAGGACAGAGAGAGACGCAGUGAAGAUGGCAUCUGAGAUGAACGCUGAGUUCUGGUCUGUCUCAUCCAAAACAGGGGAGAAUGUGCAGGAGUUCUUCUUUCGAGUGGCUGCACUCGCCUUUGAAGAUGCUGUCCUGAAAGACAUGGAGCUGGGGAACUGCAGUGUUAAGAUCGGAGAUGGAGGCAUUCUCAAAGGUGACACAGCCCAGCAGGACUCUGAGGUUCAUGCGGCGAGGAAGACCUGCUGUUGACCUGCUGAAGGUUCCGCAACCUGCAACCAGUCGAGGAACCAACCUGGGAGAAUUACCUCUCAAUAAACAAACCCACUCACAAGCAAACAAACCAUGCUACAAUAGACUGGUUCCAUGCCAUGGGUCUGUGAAGGUAGGCCUUGUUUGUGGAUGGCUGCAGUGUUUGAAGAUGCAGCUUAUUUGAGGAACAUCGCCGAUGAAUUCCCCAGGACUUCCUGAACAAGAAUGCUUAUGGUGUUUUAUGGCCUCAGUAUUGUGCUGGUUAAACUACUGCCAUUAUAUAAAUGCUUUGUAUCAUUUUAUAGUAGUCUAACAUUGAGUCUUGGAGAUAUGAACUUUGGUUUGAACUUUUCAGCAUUAGUUCAAUGUCAGACUGAAAUUGAAAUUGAAUCCAGUAUUUUUUAAAUGCAUGAUUAUUUGCCCAUUAUUAUCACUGGGUUACAAUUUUUAAAAGAUUAUGUAUUUCAUUCAAUUUGUAUUUCAAUUACAAUUCAUUGUAUUUAAAUUACUUUGAAUAAAAAGUUAUGAAAUGUCAUGAAUGAAAUGUUACU
Molecule: messenger RNA, 1465 nt
Organism: Electrophorus electricus (electric eel)
Lineage: Eukaryota; Metazoa; Chordata; Actinopteri; Gymnotiformes; Gymnotidae
Gene: rab36
Product: RAB36, member RAS oncogene family
Molecular function (GO): GTPase activity; GTP binding
Source: RefSeq, a predicted model, not a curated record